AUGGGAAAGAACAAGAAAGCCCGGAAGGUGCCAGUCACCUCGGGUGCGAUACGCUAUAAGACCAAGGACAUCGAUGCCCUCGUCGCCCAGCUUGACACCCUAAAUAUAUCCUCCCACCUCGCCUUCGAUUCCGACUCCGACUCAGAGGUCGAGCCGCCCAAACCCUUCCAACCCUUCCGCUUCUUCGCUCUUCCCAGCGAACUUCGCAUCCGCAUCCUCGAGCUCCUCCUCGUCCGCGACAAGACCAUCGACCUUGACCCGUCCAACACACGUACCCUGCUCCCCUCCCUCCGCCUCUUCUUCGUUUCCCGCCGCAUGCACGCUGAAGCAUCCCACGUCUUCUACGCACAAAACACGUUCCGCGUCUUCGCUAUCAACGGAAGAUUCUUCCACACGAAGAAGCAGCUGCUGACGCGCCUCGCACCGCAUUACAUCGCGCAGAUGCGGAGCCUAGAGCUGCGGCUCGGUCCAGGGUUCAAUAAACCGCCAAAGGGCUGGGUUGUGGAUCAGCGGCUGCAGCUGCAUCACGCAGCGAACGUGCGUCUCCUGAAGGUUUUCGUGGAACUAGACCCCGCCAGCCAUCCGAGCUUCGAGGGUUUCAGGCAUGACGAUUGUGGGGCGGCGGAGCAGUUCUUCACGACUUUUAGUCUUGGGUUGCUCGGUUGUCUGUUUGGGGAGCUGCCGCAGCUGAAGAGGGUCGAGUUUGAUGCGUACCCGGGGAUCUCGAGGAACAGUCCCCUCAUGAAGGCGCUGGUGGAGGAAACAAGGAUGGGAAGGAAGGAGGUCGGGUGGGGUCCGGAGAGGGGUGGGACAAGAUCGUAG
Molecule: messenger RNA, 822 nt
Organism: Didymosphaeria variabile
Lineage: Eukaryota; Fungi; Ascomycota; Dothideomycetes; Pleosporales; Didymosphaeriaceae
Exons: 1
Coding region: 1-822 (273 amino acids)
Source: RefSeq, a predicted model, not a curated record